Messenger RNA from Zerene cesonia (dogface butterfly), 2365 nucleotides. RefSeq lists its product as uncharacterized. The record is from RefSeq and is a predicted model, not a curated record. NCBI's taxonomy places the organism in Eukaryota, Metazoa, Arthropoda, Insecta, Lepidoptera, Pieridae. Gene Ontology annotation, cellular component: nucleus; negative cofactor 2 complex. Gene Ontology annotation, molecular function: core promoter sequence-specific DNA binding; protein heterodimerization activity; RNA polymerase II general transcription initiation factor activity. Gene Ontology annotation, biological process: negative regulation of transcription by RNA polymerase II; positive regulation of transcription by RNA polymerase II; transcription by RNA polymerase II. The coding region runs from base 132 to 1112 and encodes 326 amino acids. The transcript is spliced from 5 exons.
GUAUAUAAAUGAAGUAGGCUGCGAACGUCUCUCUUUUAUAACCUAAAAAAUGCGCGAGAUGUAUCACAGUGGAAUGGCGAAGAGAGCUUUAAUUUAAGUUUUAAUAGUGCAAAAGUGAACGGAUUACCACCAUGCCAUCAAAGAAGAGAAAAUAUAAUGCGAGGUUUCCAGCAGGGCGAAUAAAGAAGAUUAUGCAGACUGAUGAAGAAGUGGGGAAGGUGGCCCAGGCUGUGCCUAUUAUAAUCUCUCGCACCCUAGAACUGUUCGUGGAGUCGCUUCUCAGUAAGGCGAUGCAGGUGACCAUGCAGAGGAACGCCAAGACGCUCAGCCCAUCGCACGUGAAACAGUGCAUAUUGGCGGAGUCGCGGUUCGACUUUUUGAGGGACUUGGUAAAAAAUGUACCAGACGUAACUGCUGCAGAGGAGAAGGAGUUACAGAGUGGUGAGAGCUCACCAAAUUCCUCAAGGUAUUCUGAUGCGUCAAUGCCACGGAGGGUAGUCAGAGAAGACUCGAACAGUUCCAGCAGCUCGGACAUCAAAGUGCAGCAAAUUAUACCGCCCAUAGAGAACGCCCCUCUAUCUAUAUCAGUCCAAGUUGACAAAACAACAGAGCAACCGAUAGAGGCCAUAGAUUUAACAAAGAAGAACGACGCGAAACCAAUCGUGACGGCAAACUUCUAUCAAGAAACGCUAGUCACUGAGGAAAUACAACAUAGGAGCGUGAUUCGAGUCAACCCAACGUACGCGAGCCCUCAGCCGUCUACUUCGAGCUACGCAAGCUUGACUCCUGUGGAGAUGAAACCGUUAGAAGCUCCAGUGCCAAAGCAAGACCCCACGUUCUGCGUGGAUGUAAGGCAGACUACACCACCCAAAACACCGGUCACACCAGUCACACCUCUACUGAACAUAGAUUUCACCAAGAACCUGACGAAGCCGGAAAUCAAAGUGUUAGACACGACUAUAGCGAACGUGGUCAGUGCAAAGUCAGUGAAGAAAGUGCAACGGCAAAAUUCCAAGCCGAAAGUGAAAAAAGUGGAAAUACCCUUACCAAAACCCGUCAGCUUGGAGAACAUUAACUCUGAUUUACAGAUAGACGAGGAUUAUGAUACCUGAUGUGUUUUUUGUUGUUUGUUGUGCUAUGUUUUGUGAUGUGCUCACGGUAUAUGUUAUUCAAACACAGAAAGGGACAAUAUAGAGGGGUUUUUGUGUGUUAAGUAUAGUUUUGUAUGAUGAUGGUUGAGAAUAUAUUGCAAUGCAAUGUAUUUUAAUAUGACUUGUUACUACAAUUUAUCUUGGAACAGCUUCCGCAGUAAUGGUUUUAUAUUUUAUUUAAAUGGACAGUGCGAAUGAAAAUUUCUGAUGAGAAUGUGUUAGUAUGAAUUAUAUUUGUAUUAUGCUUUUUAGGGCUCCAUUACCAAAGGGUAUAAACAAAACCCUAUUAUAAGGACUCUUCCCGUCUUAAUUUUUUGGAACGGAACUCUAAAAAGUUUUAUUUAUCACUGACCUGUGACACAAAUAACAAAUUCAAUUAUUUACAGGCAAGAUAAAUGAACGAGUAAUGUAUAAUUUCAGAAAAUAAAGACUAAUGUAUUGACGGAAUAAAAAUCCGUUAAAAAGUCUUUAAUUUCAUAAUUUUUACAUGUGUAACACGCACGUCAACCCAAGAAAACUUAUUAUACUUAUAUUCUUACUAUGUUGGUAUGAAUAACAUAUAUCACGAGCAUAAAUUGUUUACCAUGUAGGUAUAUUAUGUUAAGUUGUCAGACAUUUGUAUCAUAAAGUUUAGAUAUAAACAUGCAUGUAUGGUGUUGUUUGAGAUUUGAGAUAUUCUGAUUUGUGUGUUUGGGGUGUGUAGAGUAGUCAUGAGACUCGUAUAGUAAAUUACUUGCGGAGUUCUGUAUAAAAGUCAGUUUGUAACGAUACAAAGAAUUAUUUUAAUAAUAUGUAAAGAAUUAUUACAAAAAUACUGGCAUCUAAAAUAUUGAACACGAGAGGGGCAAUUGGUGACGUCUGAUUUUUUAUGCUAAUAAGAGAAAAAUCAGCCGUCUGUUUCUAAACAUAAACUGGCCAGCUUCACCAGUUUCUCACAAAGUCACUGAUAACUUAUUUAUCACUGGUAUAUUAUUCUUUAGAUUAUUUAAACCUACAGAUAAGCUGACAAAUGGAUUUCAUUCAGAAGUUGAAUUGGCUGGCAGGUAUGAAAUAUUUUAUAAUAUUUGUCACUGUUUGGAGCUAUUUGAUUGUUCCCCGCGGUGUAAUAUCCCACAAUUCGCACGUCACCCUGCAAAAGACUUCAACGGACCGUGUCUAUACGAUGUGAUAGUUAUCCAAAUUUAUAAACGCUGCAAGUUUUCUUAUUAAUAUAG